Vollenhovia emeryi is the source of this 5082-nucleotide messenger RNA. RefSeq lists its product as uncharacterized. The transcript has 3 exons. Lineage: Eukaryota; Metazoa; Arthropoda; Insecta; Hymenoptera; Formicidae. Gene Ontology annotation, cellular component: chitin-based extracellular matrix. The record is from RefSeq and is a predicted model, not a curated record. Gene Ontology annotation, molecular function: structural constituent of chitin-based larval cuticle. The coding region runs from base 429 to 2546 and encodes 705 amino acids.
AACGGCACCCGACACCCCACGCCGUAUUAAGAACAUUCACCGCAUCCGCGGUAACAUGGUUUCCAGUUCCAACAAGGUAUAUCGCCGAGUAUUCCGAGCUGGCGCGAGUGCGCGAGUACGUGUUCAUGGUGUCCGCGAUCCGCGCAAGCGAGAUAAAGAGGGAGAGAAAGAGAGAGAGAGAUAAAGAGCGAGAUCGAUUUCAGUCGCUAUCAAUCUAAAUGCAAGUGUUCGGUCUAAACGUUACGGCGAUUUUUUUUUUCGCGAAACCGAUACUGGUGCCCGUGGGAAAGUGCACGCCUUGGCGAACGGUUGCACGCGAUGUUUCGCCCAUACGUCCUCAAGAUUUAUUCCGAGAAAACGCUUUAGGACGCGAAAUGCCGUAGAGUGACAAGUGCAUCAUUAUGUGAACGUGAACACGUAUUACGAAAAUGACGCCAUGGCUGAUGGCAUUCUUCUGCCUGGCGACCGCUGGCUGCUCGAACGUCACGGACCAGCAAACAUCGGAAACGCAUCAUGAUCACCAAGUGGCGAUCUUGAAGCAAAUCAGAAAGGUGAACGAAGACGGCUCUUACACGUACGGAUAUGAAGCCGGCGAUGGAUCAUUCAAGGUCGAGAGUCGCGAUGUUUUGGGCAACAUUAAAGGCACGUUCGGUUUCGUCGACGCCGACGGCGAGAUAAAGAGGGUCUCGUACUCCUCGUCGAACGGGACGGGUUUUAAAGCAACGACCAUGUCGCCAUUGCAGGAACACGUAUCGGUCGUGCAAAGUAUACCGCGUAUCAAUCGUACGUCAACCACGAGAAAACCGAACAUCGUGUACGCCACGACGACGGAAUCGCCGACCAGGGCGUCAGUGGUGCAGUCGAUUCCUCGAACGAGGAAGACUACUACUACAGGUACCACCACGACGACCACAAGCACCACUACUACAGAGGCGCCGAAAACGAUAUUCGGACACUACUUAAAAGGCACACCGAAGAGCAGGCCGCGUUUCGUCAUAAAUGGCCAACAGAGGCCGAUCGUCAUAGAGGAAGGCCCCGAAGACGAAGAUUCGCAGAUCAAUCGUCCCAGUACGGAUGACAAGAGCGGCGCCUAUCGAAGAAUCAUCUUUGCUAAACGGCCGAUCGAACACAGUCUCCCGCCGAUCUCCGAAGACUUCGUGGAGAAGGAGGAUGACGCGAAAAUUACGACGGGGAAUACUUUGAGGAGACAAUUGCACGACGAGACAACCAAGUCGAGUUCCAUCACCGAUGACAGCGAUGAUCAUUCCGACGUUUACGGUGGUUCCCUGUCCACGACGCGUCCUCUGUUCACCACGACGGCUCCAUCGCGGGUUCUCCAGAGAGUUUCCAGUACUCCGCGCACAGAGCGGCCAAAGUUCUACGUUAAUCGUCAAGAGAACUUGGGAGCGGGUGGUCGAUUUGACAAUCCGAAGUACGAAGAUUCACGGAUCUACGAGACGGACACGAAACCCACCCAGGAAGAGCGCACGUCGACCCAACAGAUCCUGCUUCGCACUUCUACCGCCAGGAUACCGACGGAGACCCGGGACUAUGUCAGACAGUCCACCGAGCCUGUCUUCCUGAGACAGCAGCCCGAGCAGUAUCUGCCGUCUAGAAUACUCGUCCAGUCUCAACAGGGCAAUCUCGAGGAGGACGGAGGCGUCUUCAGAGGGAUACCGAUCGGCAGGCUCUUGCUACGGCCCCCGUCGAAUCACCAGCCGGUCUACUCGACCACGACGGACGCCAAUGUUCACUACCUGACGGAGAACCCCGUGCCCGAUCCCGAGGAUGAGGCGCGGAUCGCAAUGAAUAUGAAUUAUAUGCGUUCGCGUCCCGUGCGGCCGCUGAUCUACCCGGAACCCGAGCAGAGAGCACGUCCGGUCUUGCGGCCGAUUCCGAGUACGGUAACUCACCCUGACGAGAGGGACUAUCAAGCAACCACGCCCGAGUAUCCUUUCCGGGCUGGCGCACUGGCACUACCUCCGGAGCCACCAAAUCCGAUCGCGCCGCCUCUGAGCCGACGAGACUUUCAGGUAUUGCUGAGGAGACUGCUGGUCAGCCAGUAUGGCGUGCAAGCCCUGUCAUAUCCAAAGAGCUUCCUCGAAGAUGCCUUGUACGAUCAGCAGCCGUAUCCUUCGUAUCCGGCGGGCUACCAGGCGCCACUUCCGAGACCCGAACUCGCGUACGAUCAACAGGCGCAGUACGGCGACCGAGUGCCCCUGAGACGUCCAGUGUACCCCCGAGCACUGAGCCCGCUUUAUCACCCUCAGUAUGACGAUUAUCACGACAGAUAUCCCAAGAGAGUAUACAGGCAGAAAUUCUACACGCAGGACGUAGCCGACGAGGGCGAUGAGAUUCUGCCGGCGACCAUCAGGGAAGCCCUGCUGCUGCGAAUGGUGAAUCUGGCGAUCAACACCGAACGCUCGACGAUGGUCCCGAUUACCACGACGCCGGCGUCGAGAUACAGAAAGACCGGUCCGGUUAGGAGCGUGCAGAUUAUUACGGACGACGACGAGGAAGACAAGGACUUGAGGAAGAAGAUGUAACGACGACGACGACUGGAGUUAGAAGUAGUUAGGAAUUACGAAGAAGUAUUACUCAUUUCACGUAUAAUAUGUGAGUUAAAUUAUUGUAGAAUUUUAACUAAUUGUUACGGUUUCCUCUCUUUUUUUACAAGACGAGAGAAACUCGGCGGAAGUUAAUUUUGCUCUCAGCAAUAUAUUUUUAGAGAUACGUCAUUUCUACCAUUAUUAAUUGUCCUGUAACGAAUGUCGAAUUCUCACGAUAGCGAUAUUUAAACAUGACGAAGCGGAUUACGUCAACGGUAACCUUUUUUUUCGUACUGAACGGAUAUGUCCAUCCAGCGUGUAAGAACCAAUGUCUCGCACGCAACGGACGCAUUCGUCGUUAAUGAAUCGAAUCGGUUUCGCGAAAGGGAAAUCGUUGCUGCGCAGCCCGACCGAUUUUCUGCACGAUAGCUUCCCAGCGCUUGUUGACGCGCAUAUUUACAUGCGCUAGCGUAGGUGCAUCAGUGUAUGACCGACCAAGAAAUAUUGUUAGGUAAUUAAAUUUCUUUCUUAAGUAAAGAUAUUAUUUUCUCAUACACUUAUCUGCCGGGUAUCGCAUGCAAUUUUUCUCACGCCGCCAGGAUUUACGUCGAAAUCGUCUUGUCGUUUAGAAUUAACAAUGAGGGAAGAAUGUUGAAACAACGAAAUCGGCGAAUAACAUUUCACUUGAUAACAGCUUUAAUUUACAAUUACACGCUAAUUACAUGACGAUAACUGCAAUUAAAUUCGUGGCAUUAAAAAAUACAUACAUCUUCCUUAACGCGAUCCCUUGGAAACAUUCGGCAGUUAUUGAUGAGCGAUCGAUCACUGAUGCAUCUACUCUGAGCGAUUACUCGAAAGAAAUCUUACGAGAUCUCCCCCCCCCCCCGUUAAAAGCGACGAACAGCACCGGCGAAAGCUCUAGAUCCUAAGGCAUCUCUAGCGUACUCCCUGCUUACGACUGUAAAUACGGCGUUACGUAAGAGACUAGUGUGAUAUAUACGCAUCGAAAUAAAGAAAGAGUCGGACGGUAGACGCCAAGGCGUUGUGUGAGAACUCAUUUCAUAAGUCCCUGAGAGUCGGCGUUACCGGGAAAGAAUAGUAACGCGUCUACUGCCGGUAAUUAGCGUCGCGCAUUGCGACAUUCCUGCCUGGUCGGGUCUUACGCGCGAAUAUGCGGCCGAGGGCGUAGAUCAUGAGAUCUCGCGCGUGAUUUCCGCGCAUUUGGAGAGCCCGCCUGUUGUCUUGCGAGCGAAUUUCUUUGUCGAAAAAAGGAAAAAAAAACGCGUUACGCGCGACACACGACGCGAAUAUCUCACGCGUGUAUCCGAACGGCACGUGAGAAGCGGAACAAUCGCCGCGCGGUGAACGGUCGAUUUGCACAAGUGGCGACACGGCAAAAGGCGAAUUGGAUGUUAAAACCAUAAACGGGAACGAACUCAUUAAUGGCACGUGAAUUAUCGAUUCGCCGGACGAGAGGGAUUCAAGUAAUUCACUUCGCCUAGCGAAUCAAUAAUUCACAUCCUACCAACGCGACCGACAAGGUCAAUUAAAGUAAUUGACUUGGAUCAGCCGUUGCUGAUUGUCCGCUGAUGAUUGGCUGCGAGUAAUUAUAUUGACAUUGCAUUUGCGGACGAGAAGGCUAAACAGCCUAUUCCAAGACUCCCCGAGCUUUGUUUAUAUAAAGCACAAAAGCGUGUCAAUUAUCGACAAGUUGGGCACAUACGAAUGGGUAAACGCCAUGCUGACAUUCACAACGUUCUGCUCGAGAAUGUCGAUCGAGCGAGAUUCCGAAGGCGGAAAGUAGCGUGCGGGAUAGUUCGAUUCACGGCGAACGGCAGGCCAUUUUCCGCCAGGCACUCUAAAGAGUGUCCUGAUUUUUCCGCGCCCGCGCCGGAUAUGCACGCCUGCAUUUGAAAGGCUGUCGUUAGGACGCAGGGACACUCACCAGCGCGGGCAGCGGUCUUGCACAUGCUUCCGGUAUUCCGUGUAUGCGUCAGCUACAAUGGCGUAGGUGCAUUUUCGCGAUAUGGGAGCAUGCGGCACCGAUAAGGACAUACGGGGCCUCCCGUAAGAUUAUCUAAUUAGAGCGUCGUCGCGUCGGCCGCGCCGGCCUGUCUCUCACUCUUUCUCCGCAGGUAGAAAGUCGCGGAGGGCACACGGUGUCUCGCAGAAACGCGCGUAAUGCAUAGAUUUGUAUGCAACGAGCUAGGAAAUAACGCGAGCGGAGAGAAUCGCGGCGCGGUGUCCCGAUGAGGCGAAGCCGCCUCAACAAUAGUCGAAAGCGAGUAACGCGAGACAAAGCGACGCUCAUCUGACAUUUGUCCUGUCAUGUUCCUCGAAUUUCCAGCGCGCGUCGACAUUUUUAUCAGCUACCGACUUUCUACGAGUCGAAUUAUAUCAGUCGGCGGAUCUACUUGUUAUUAUUCACGGCAUUGUUUCGCAACUCGAUUUUAUCUCGAGCAGCCCCAGUGUUCGAAUUUUAAUUGUGAAAUUCAACGGCAAAUCGUAAUAGCGACAUUAUUUCCUACAAGAG